AUGGAGAAACCUACGUCGUAUCCCCAUCGACUCGAAGGUCGUCACAUCAGAGUCCUGGAACUGAAGCCAGGCUCAGCAGCAGAUCCGCUCCAAGCGCGGCUGGUGGAGGUUGAUCUCGACGCAGCAGGGCCCUUUGAAGCAUUAUCAUAUGUUUGGGGCGACCCAAGGCGCUCACUGCGCCUUCGCAGAGGCGCAGAGACGCGGCUCAUCUGGGCAGACGCGAUCUGCAUCAACCAGGAAGAUCUCGACGAGUGCCCUCAGCAGGUGCAGUUGAUGCGCGAUGUCUACUCCUGCGCAGAACGAGUUGUAGUCUGGCUCGGCGAGGGCGGCGAUCAGAGUGUAGAUCUGGCGGUAUCUUUGAUGGGUGCCAUCUAUGCGGCCUGCGAAGGAUCGGCGAAGACUGCCGGCGUCGACUUGCACGCCCACGCCGUCUCGUCUAGGCCAUUUGAGGAUGUCGCACUGUCGACCCUGCAAGGAGACGUAGCGAGUCUGGUGCAAGAGACCGUCUUGGCCAGGUCGUCCAAAGUAUACGUCGGCUCGCUCUCGCUGCCUUGGCUGACUGUGGGCGUCGUGGCAUCGUGGCUCAACACCAUGGACAUUUUGGCUGACUUCAACACCACGCCCGAGCUGAAGGACAUCCCGUACUAUGAGGCCUACUGCAUGUUUGACACGGAAGACGUGGACGAGGCGAACCUGACCCAGACGCUCAAGAAAUACCGUGAUCUCAAGGCGACUGAUCCGCGUGAUAAGGUUUACGGCGUGCUGGGGCUCGUGAACCCGGCGGCUGACCCCCAUGUCCGGAUGAUCGAGGUGGACUACCGCCGUGAACUAUGGGAGGUCUACGGGGAUGUUGUCAAGAGCACGAUUGCGAGGACAGGGGAUCUGAGCGUGCUGUCACUUGUGAAGCAUGUUAUCGAAUUUGAUGAUAAUGAUCUAUUCCCCUCGUGGAUCCCGAGGUGGGAUAGCGCCACGCACGUUACGGUCAUGUAUGACGAGUGGCUCGAAGGCGUGUGGAAGGCCAACGGGGACGAGCACCCUUUGGGGAGGUUUAAUAUCACUCCUUCUGGCGAGGUGACGCUGAAAGGCUUAGAGUUUGACACUGUAGAGUGGGUGACAGGUCCCAUGGAUGUCGAUGAAUUCGGGGAUCUUCCACCAGCAACAGAGCAUCCCUUCGUCAAGAUAUGGGACAAAUGCUCCCAGGGCUCCGAGGAUCCAAUACUUCUUAUCAUCACCCUAGCUGAUGUGCUUACCGCAAACUUGUCAGAGAACUGGGUCCUGCUGGAUUCUCUUGAGGAUGAUGAACGGCAGCAAAUCCACGGGGACUUCGUCGCCUAUCUCAACCACCUUCUUGCUUCAUCUGGCAGGCAAGAUCUUCUGGUGCAGCCGUCUCCCGGUGAGGACGACUGGAAGAGGUAUAAGCUGAUAGCGUCUCGCGUCUGUGAUCAGCGACGGUUCUUCGUUACAAAGAGAGGUUAUCAUGGCCUUGGAUCUGGCUCUGCGAGAGAAGGGGAUGUGCUGUCUGUGUUGGCUGGGGGUCCGAUGCUAUACAUCCUACGACGAAUAGAAGGCCGUUUUCGAUUCCUAGGUGAAGCGUAUGUCGACAACCUAAUGCAGGGGGAAGCUUGGCAGGAGAAAGACAUUCAACAUACAUGGACGGGUAUCACCCUCUUUUGA
Molecule: messenger RNA, 1674 nt
Organism: Thyridium curvatum
Lineage: Eukaryota; Fungi; Ascomycota; Sordariomycetes; Thyridiales; Thyridiaceae
Exons: 3
Coding region: 1-1674 (557 amino acids)
Source: RefSeq, a predicted model, not a curated record